UGCUAUAAAGCCUCCCCUAAAAGCACUUGGAUUCCACUAUAUUUGUCCAUCAAAGGGACAGAGACCGCACCUACCGUGAGGGCUAUGUUCAGACUGGAGAGAGAGAGGGGAACAACACCCACCUUGAAGCUUAUACCCAGCCUUUAGAGAGAGAGAGGGAGAGAGAAAGAGAUAAGACGGAGCGACCAGAGUGUGUGAAGAGAUCCCAGUAGAGGUGGAGAGAGAGAGAGAGAGAGAGAGAUGAAGAUUGAAAAGCAGAGCUCGAGGUUGGUAACCCCUUCCUAUGAAGCCAAACCCGUUACACCUUCAACCUCCACCACCAUACCCUUAAGCCCCUUUGACCGAGCGGCUGGCAACGCCCAUAUCUCUGUAAUCUAUGCCUACAAAGCUCCAACACCCCCUAACUCCGCCAUUGAGCGUGGCCUUCGCCUGGCGCUCUCUGACUAUCGAGAGUGGGCUGGCCGUCUUAGCGACGAUGAACGAUCCAUUGUCCUCAAUGACAAAGGGGUGCGCUUCAUGGAGGCCACGGCCUCAUGCACAUUAGACGAGGCCAGUCCCUUCAAAUCAACCCCUCAACUUUGGGACCUUCACCCAAACAUCAAAGGCAUCGAGGAGUUAAUGCAAGUCCAGCUCACCCGCUUUACCUGUGGCUCCCUCGUAGUUGGCUACACGGCCAAUCACUUGAUAGCCGAUGGAGAGGCCACAGGCAAUUUCCUCCUGGCCUGGGGCCAAGCCACGCGUGGCCUCAUGAUGCACCCCGUUCCAACCCACGACCGAGCCAUGGUCAAGCCACGCGAUCAACUUGCAGUCGAGUUCGACCACUUAGGCAACGAAUACAUGGAGAAGAGGCUCGUAAAGGAGGUUCCAUGGGAGAAAAUGGCGAGCCAGAUUAGAUUGGAAAAGUUCCACUUUUCUUCGGACUUCUUAGCCAGGCUCAAGGCCAGAGCGUCGGUGCGUUGUCCAAGCGGUCGCGGAUAUAGCACGUUCGAAAGCCUCAUCUCGCAUGUUUGGCGUAAGGUGACACGCGCGCGAGGCGUGGGAGAAGAGGAGACAAGCCAGGUGCGCAUCUCCGUCAACGUGCGCGCCCGCCUCGUGCCUCCUGUUGCCCAGGGCUACUUUGGCAACAUGGUUUUGUGGGCCUUUCCUCGAGCCACGGUGCGAGAGCUACUGAGCCAGCCACUCGAGCACGUGGCGGAGGUGGUGGCCGCGGCGAUUGCCCGAGUGAAUGAUAGUUACGUGAGGUCCUUUGUGGACUUUGACACGCGCGUAGAGAGAGAGGGGUGUUGGAGUGAGUUGGUCUCCACGGCCGAGGUGGAGUCGACGGUGUACUGCCCUAAUUUGGAGGCCAAUAGUUGGCUUAGGCUCCCCCUUAGUGAAAUGGAUUUUGGGAGUGGGGGACCCCAUGUGUUUAUGCCCUCUUUCUUUCCUUUGGAAGGGGUGGUUGUCAUUGUUCCGGCGAUGCAUGGGAAGGGGGGUAUAGAUCUCUAUCUCUCUCUAUUCGACUCUAACAUGGCCGUGUUUCAGGACAUCUGCCACACCAUAGACUAAAUCACUCUCUCUAGAGUAGAGUAGGGUGUGGCAUAAACCACAUCUCUCUCUGUCGGAGAUCAAAAUUAUUAGAUUACGGCCUCUCCAUGGUUACCUCAUAUGCGACUAAACUCUCUCUAUCUGUCUUGCCUGAAGACGUAGCCCAUCUUGGAUGAACCACAUAUAUGUGCGUAUCCAUCUCUACUUUAAUUUGUGUUGUGUUUUGAAGAUUUCUCAUAUUGCAUGUUUUAUUGUUUUUAUAUUUUUUUCCCAUUAUAUUGCACUUGUUAUUGCAUCUUGAGCA
Molecule: messenger RNA, 1831 nt
Organism: Amborella trichopoda
Lineage: Eukaryota; Viridiplantae; Streptophyta; Magnoliopsida; Amborellales; Amborellaceae
Product: agmatine coumaroyltransferase-2
Molecular function (GO): acyltransferase activity, transferring groups other than amino-acyl groups
Source: RefSeq, a predicted model, not a curated record